This is a messenger RNA of Sipha flava (yellow sugarcane aphid), 470 nucleotides long. Its product is annotated as leucine-rich repeat-containing protein 51-like. Gene Ontology annotation, molecular function: protein binding. Lineage: Eukaryota; Metazoa; Arthropoda; Insecta; Hemiptera; Aphididae. The transcript has 2 exons. The record is from RefSeq and is a predicted model, not a curated record. The annotation marks the transcript as partial.
AAUUAAACGGUAAUGGACCACCGCUACAGCUGAGUGUGCGAGGUGCACCGAAAAAAUGCCGUAUGAGCAAGCGUUAUAAGACCGGUUCGUUUUGGCUGAACAAAAACAAUUUGGAAAUUGUCAACGGCUUGAGAACUUUAGCCGAUCGUCUGUUCGAUAAGGCCGACUAUCUUUCGUGGCUCGAUUUGUCCCAUAACAAUUUGACCACGAUCAGUGACGAGUUCCUGUCGUUCCCGAAUAUGUCGAUGCUGUACCUGCACGCGAACAACAUCGAGGAUAUCGUGGAAGUGAUCAAGAUGCGGAAAUUAUCCAAGCUGCGGAUACUAACGUUGAACAAGAACCCAAUGUGCGUGGCGUGCGCGCACUACCGGAGUAUCGUUAUUUACAUGGUGCCGGGACUCCAGAAGCUGGACAACACGGUGGUGGUGGGCUCGGAACGCAACUCGUUCAAGCCGUCGAUGAUCAACAGG